AUGGCUUUCCACACUCGCUCUAACAGCUUCCCCUCAAGGCCACACCCGAUCAUUCAAAAAGUCGAUCAACACUUGUGCAGAUUGAGGUCUUCUGAGGCCACCUCCACAUCAUCAUCAUCUAUCAGCGACAAGCUAAGUGGCCUCCAAGACUUGCAUUAUUGUGCGGAGAAUUUGCUUCAGUUGCCCCUCUCUCAACAGGCCUUGUCCCAAGAGCAGAAUGACAAAUAUGCUAAUGAGCUAUUAGAUGGCUCUAUCAGACUCUUGGAGGUUUGUGGCACUGCCAAGGAUUCCCUGUCGCAAACCAAGGAAUGCAUACAGGAUCUUCAGUCGAUCAUAAGAAGGCGGGGAGGUGAAUCUGCACUCACAAGUGAGGUCAGGAAAUACAUGGCCUCUAGGAAGAUGGUGAAGAAGGCAAUCCACAAGGCUAGGGUAAAUCUGAAGGGAAUGAAAAAUAGAUCAGCUUUCUCUUCCCUCAACAACGACAAUAAGACAGUUGCCAUUAUUAGCAAGUUGAGAGACGUUGAAGCAGUCACUCUCGCAGUCUUUGAAUCACUUUUGUCCUUCAUUUCUGGGCCAAGGUUACAGCCAAGUAGCUUCUCAUUGGUCUCAAAGAUGAUGCAGUCGAAAAGAGUGGCUUGUAACGAAGAAACAGAAGCCAAUGAAUUUUCACUAGUUGAUGCUGCACUGCACAAAAGUGCCGAUAAAGCGCAGAACCUACUUGAGAAGCUAGAGUCGUGUAUUCAAGAGCAGGAAGAAGGACUAGAGUGCCUAUUUAGGCAACUCAUCAAAACAAGAGUCUCCCUCCUCAACAUCCUAAAUCAUUAG
This is a messenger RNA of Pyrus x bretschneideri (Chinese white pear), 825 nucleotides long. RefSeq lists its product as uncharacterized. The transcript has a single exon. Lineage: Eukaryota; Viridiplantae; Streptophyta; Magnoliopsida; Rosales; Rosaceae. The record is from RefSeq and is a predicted model, not a curated record. The coding region runs from base 1 to 825 and encodes 274 amino acids. Gene Ontology annotation, biological process: root development; shoot system development.